GCAGCAAUACUUGUAUAGUCUGGCGGAAACUCACACAAAGAAGUACACGGAAGUCAACAAGAACAAUUUCCACGAUAGCGUUUUUAUUGUUGUUAUUUAGACGUUUAUAAACACCCUGGAACCUAAAAUAUGACUCAUUUAACUGCACAGCAUCGCAUACUUGCCAUAUGUAGUGUUUAAUUCGCGUUGGAGACAGGACUUGGUUGAUAGAUGUUAUCUAGGUAACGCUACCUAGCUAUCUGCUAACGUUAGCUAACAAUGGCUAACUGUAUGGUUUUUCACACUCAAAUAGCCUCCAUCAUGGAGGUGCUAGCGAAUGCAGCCGUGGCAGAGAUCUGUAAACUCGUAGACGACGACUAUGCAGUGUUUCGUUUGGAAAUAACUCAAAGCCACAAAGAAAAUAGGGCAUUGCGGAGGAAACUACUGGAACUGAAGGUGGCACGGGAGCGCGCAGAGAGGACAGUGCGAGAGCGCGUUCUCGCCAGUCGUCCCAGUAGUGUCAAGAUCGUCGACCGAUACAGAGGAAUGGCAAAAGGUGAAGGACAUCUCACUGGAGGCCACAGGAGCUUUGUGAAGCCAGCGGGACACAAUACAUGGAGAGAUGACCAACCAAUCACUGUUGAUGAGGGGAGUGGAACCUCAACCCAGCACAUUAUCGUGAUAGAGUCUGCAGAUGCAGAGGCUACAGGUCCUGGGGUCAAACAGGAGAGGUCUGAAGGAGAGGAAGACCUACGGCACAGCAGCGACAUCCAGGCUGGAGCGCCCCCUGUAGCCACGGAGGACCCUGCCCCAGCGCAGCCCAGGACCCGACACAGCAUCAGUGGAAUGCAGAACGCUGUCCUCAAGUCAGAGUCCGACACCGAGACUUUAACUGUAACACACAGGUCCUUACACACAGGAUCUGACCACAGAUCAGACCCAGAGAGACUAGGGCCACUGGGCUGUCCUCCUGCUCCUGGCUCAGAGUAUUUACCAGUAUUUCACCAGAGCCAGAGGACGGUUCAUUCCCGUGGGGAUGGUGAUGGUGACGCGUUAGACACUGGCAGUGAUGAUCCAUCUUGUUCUUACGCUACAGAAAUAGAUCCUGGCAAAAUACCCUUGGUUUUAGAGACACAGACUGAUCUGUCUAGAGGGGACUGGAACCGGUACAGUAGUAGUAUAUACUCUAAAGGGUGCUUAGAUAAGAAAGGGGAGGUUAUAAUGGUAGAUGAGGUGAAAGUGGAGGGCGACGCUCCUCCCACAUGGAAUGCAGAUAGUCACCUAGGAGAAGGACACUCGCAGGGCAGCGAUUUCUUAAAUUACAGGGGAAGCUUAGAGACAAAUCUAAAUGUCGCCACCCACUCCUCUUUACAUGCGUUCAGGGGUCGUGACCCAGUGUUCACGUCGAUGGCACCUUCUGAUUCACAUGGCGACGUCCUUUUCGAUCAGGUAUUGAACUCAAACAACACGGCUAGAGCCCAGGCUCAGGGAGAAGGAGCCACAUCAGGCAAUAGUAAAGAGAAAAGAUUCCUCUGCAUGUUCUGUAACAAAGGCUUCAGCUGUCCCCAGAAGGUGGAGAGGCACCAGAGGGUCCACACAGGGGAGAAACCCUUCAGUUGUACCCAGUGUGAGAAGAGGUUCUCCCGCCAGGACAACCUAAAGAUGCACCAGAGGGUCCACACAGGGGAGAAACCCUUCAGCUGUACCCAGUGUCACAUGCGCUUCGCCCUGGCAGGCAACCUGAAGAUGCACCUGAAGGUCCACACGGGAGAGAGGCCAUUCGCCUGUACGCACUGCGGGAAGAGGUUCUCCGAGAGGAGAUACCUCAGGAUACACCAGCAGAAAAACCAUGCCAUUCUAUGAUAUAGAAAGUAACCAUUCUACUCGAUAGCUUCUGACGUUUGGAUCAAACCCUGCAUUAAAGACAAAGAUGAAUUUGUCAGCAGAAAAGAUCCACUGAUUACUUUUGACUUACAUAGCUGCCUUUUUUCAGUAUAGCACUCAAAUGUAGUGGGGAUGGGUAAACUCUCCAUGUUGAUAGUGUGUUUAUCUGUUUGUUCGUAUAUGUCUGUGUCCUCUGUAUCACCUCUCUUCCAGGAGGAGAAUCCAGACUGUCGAUUUAUAUAUUACACUAGAUGACUGAUAAGGGCGCUGUUUUGAAACCGCACCUCCAUCUUGGCACUCCCCCACCCUUGUAAAAAAUAUUUUGCGUCUUUUACUAACCGUUUUGUACACCAGCUUCAAACAACUGAAAGUAUAAUAUUUUUGGUCAUGGAAAACAUAUUUCACAGCGGUUUAGAUGGUAGAUUGAUUCUCUGCAUUAUACUUACUUGUUUUGUCACAAACGGAAAUUAGUUGAACUAUUUAAGCAAUAAGGGCAAAGGAGGUGUGGUAUAUGGCAAAUAUACCAUGCCUAAGGGUUGUUCAUAUGCGCAAUGCGGAGUGCCUGGACACAGCCCUUAGCCAUGGUAUAUUGGCCAUACAUCACAAACCCCCGAGGUGCCUUAUUGCUAUUAUAAACUGGUUACCAACGUAAUUAGAGCAGUAAAAAUACAUGUUUUGUCAUACCCGUGGUAUAGGGUCUGAAAUAACAUGGCUGUCAGCCAAUCAGUAUUCAGGGCUCGAACCACCCAGUUUAUAAUUGAAUUUGAACAACCAGGAAAUGGGGGAGCGAUUUCUGCAUAGAGCAGCAUUUUAUUGAUAACGACCUAUUGGCCAGUGAGAGGCUUUGAAGCUACCGGUAAGCCAUAUUGGCACUCCCCAGAAGGAAAUGUAUUUAAUACAUGUAAUUUUGUCCUUGAAACAUUUUAAUACAUGUCAUUUUGUCCUUGAAACAUUUUCAUUGAAAUACUGCAGAAUUCCAUUCAUUCCUAUGGAGGACAUGCUCCUUCUGGGGAGUGCCAAUAUGGCUUACCGGUGGCUUCAAAGCCUCUCACUGGCCAAUAGGUCGUUAUCAAUAAAAUGUCACAAUAAGAUGCAGAGUGUUCGAUUUGCCUGCUUGGGGGGAAAAGAGACCCCAGCUCCUCUAAAACCAUUGACAACUGUGUGCCGUUUUCAAGGGAUUGUUAAAUAAAUGUUAACUAUUUGGUUGUAAUAUCA
Messenger RNA from Salmo salar (Atlantic salmon), 3078 nucleotides. RefSeq lists its product as uncharacterized. Lineage: Eukaryota; Metazoa; Chordata; Actinopteri; Salmoniformes; Salmonidae. The record is from RefSeq and is a predicted model, not a curated record. Gene Ontology annotation, biological process: regulation of gene expression. Gene Ontology annotation, cellular component: nucleus.